Messenger RNA from Nicotiana attenuata, 954 nucleotides. RefSeq lists its product as uncharacterized. NCBI's taxonomy places the organism in Eukaryota, Viridiplantae, Streptophyta, Magnoliopsida, Solanales, Solanaceae. The transcript is spliced from 6 exons. The record is from RefSeq and is a predicted model, not a curated record. The coding region runs from base 1 to 954 and encodes 317 amino acids.
AUGCAAGGUAAUUCGGAGCCAAGAAAGGUUCGUGGGCCUACUUUACUGAAAGACAUUUGGAAACUUCCUCCAGAAAAGGUAGUUGAUGUGCCGUUUAAUGAUCGUAACCAAGUUAUUGGGGAAAAAGGUCGAAAGCUCGCUAGCUUUCUAGGAAUUAUUGCGAGAACUCCAGAACUAACACCUCUACAUGUAGAUGAUUGGAGAAAUUUUGACAAGGAGGAAAAGAAGAAAUUGGUGGAUUUUGUGAGGAAGAAGUUCUCUAUCCCAAGAAGGGGAAAAGCUUAUGUCCUAAAUUCACUAGGAAAGAAAUGGAAAGAUUACAAGUGUGAUUUAAAAGGUGAGUAUCUGCCAAAAUAUAAGACUAAAGACGCUUUGCUGAAAAAUAUACCAAGUCGCAUAUCGAGGGAUCAAUGGAGUGGUCUUGUCUCCUAUUGGCUUUCAGAUAAAGCUAAGAGGCGUACCCAAGCAAAUAGAAACAAUAGGGCCAAUCAAAAGAUGCCUCACACAGGAGGAUCCAAAAGUAUUGCUACCUUGAUGGAUGAGCAGGCUGUAAAUGGGGUAGAACCUACACGAGCACAAAUUUUCUUAUUAACUCAUAAACAAUAUAAGGAUGGUAGACCACUGGAUGUUGAUUCUGCCAAUGCAAUCGAAAUGAUAAAUGAAAGGAUGAAUAAUAGUGAGAUAUCUACUGAUCAACCUCCUCGCAGUGUUGCUUGGGAAGGCGAUGUGUAUUCCGAGGUGUUCGGAAAUGACAAAAGUGGGUAUACUCGUGGUUUAGGACUUGGUCCAACUCCUUCUGUGCUAUGGGGUAGUAGAUCUUCCUUAGGAAAUAUUGUUGCAGAGGAUUCAUCUAAUGAGGCCGUACAAAGGUUAACACAGGAGAUAACCGAGUUAAAGGAUAAACACAAUGAAGAAAUGAAUCUGAUGAAACAAAAUCAAGAGAAGAUGCAAUAA